Molecule: messenger RNA, 3603 nt
Organism: Suillus plorans
Lineage: Eukaryota; Fungi; Basidiomycota; Agaricomycetes; Boletales; Suillaceae
Exons: 9
Coding region: 1-3603 (1200 amino acids)
Source: RefSeq, a predicted model, not a curated record
AUGGCUCGAGACUCUUUCGCUGCACAUGAUUCAUCUCCCUAUGUGCCACCCAACGCAUCUUUUGCGCAGAAAGACAAAGGUUCCAGCUCCUCUCAUCAUUCUGGUGGGCCCCCACCAUCAGUAUUGCAACCCGAGCAUGCUUUGCAGCCUUACAGAGAGGACAGCGAUGAUGAUGCAGAAAGUGGUUCCAUGAUGGGCGCGUGGCAGCCAUUCUCAGGUCCAGGUCCCUGCAGCUCAUAUGACCGCAUAUCCAUUAGUCACCUCCCCAACACUCCAAUUCAGGUUUCUCCCGCAUCUGUGGCGGUCGUGCCAUACACGCCUUUUAUGCUUUGUUCUUACCUUGUCCUACUUUGCAUUUAUGAUGUACCGCCUCGUGAUUCUUACGGCCGGAAUCAGGAAUCGGGGACUGGUGCACAAGCACCGUUACGAUAUGGUAAUAUAUAUCACAUUAUUCCACCUCGACGACUCGUGCACAAGAUACCUAUUGAAGACUAUUUUCAAGCAUGCAUGUGUGGCCAGCGCUAUAGUGCACAUACGCCAUCUGUUGCUCCUUCAUCCAAUGCUGGUGCAUCGAGCAUGAACCUUCCCAUGCCACUACAACUGAGCUUACUUGCAGGCAAUGUUGCAACCACACCCUCGCAAGCUUCACGUUUACUCAAUGCACCUAUUGAAGCUACACACUCUUCUGAUUUCUUCAACUCCUUACCACGGCAUUCUAUUCCAUUCUAUUCCAUGCCAGCAUCCAGGUCUGACACGGUCCUACCAUUGGCAGGUGGUACGCAGUCUUUGGUAUCCUCAUAUGCACCACAUGCUGCACAAUCACCCAUCUCACGAGGGCACAUGGCGUUCAGUGUACCCAUGACAGGCAUUACAAUGGGAACCUUUGGUGCACGAGGGCGUGGGCGUGGUCGUGGUCGAGUUCACCCUGUCAUGCAAUCAGCACGAACAUUGAAGAUACAGCUGAUCAUUUUGCCAAAAGAUCUUCUGAAUCUAUACGAUGUCGAUGAUCCAUCAGUGUCUGACGAUGACACUGUAGUUACUACACGUAUGCGUGCUGGAGAAGCAUUAGCUGCAGACUUGCGCUUUCUUGCCAAACAUGGCUUGAAUAGGCAAGUCACAUUAAUCGUGCAAAGACCUCAAGACUAUUUACUUGAUCAGAUUGCUGAUGCGGUCAGAGAUAUGGCUGUUGACGCAAAACUUGCCUUUCCAGCAUGGCAGCCAGAAGCCCUUGACCUCGAUGGUGAUAACACGAACCGCGAGAUGCGCAUCCAGUUCCAUGAACUUCCUUUCCGUUUUGUUCUACCAGGCAAUGCCAAUGCCUCCCUCGGCCAACGCUACAUUCGCAUCGACCAUUCAUUUUCUUUCCAAAGUCUGCAAUUCAGCAUUUUUCAGAAGUGGUGCUCACGAGUUACAAAUCCUGCAGACCCGACUGUUGGGUUAUUAUACAUCUGUCCCAAGGGAGGGCCAAUUGUAGGUCCGGUCAACCCUGGCUCCCCCGUCCAACAUUAUUGCUUCGCCAAUAGAAUCAUGGCCCAUCUUGUACAAGGCAUCAAUGACCCUCUUGGAACACCUGACCAUUUUCAAACUGUAACUUGCAAGGCAUCUUGUCCUGAAGAUGAUGUGCCUCAAUCACCUGUAGCUGUGUCCUACGUUCCAUCCACACCUAGCACAAGUGUGUCAGCCACUACUACAUCGUCUUCCAACUUUUCCACUGGCAGCAAUAUUUCAUCCUCAAACCUUACCCGAUACCACAAUCGUGAUCGUUCAGCCUCGCCAGGACGCACAUCAGCUGGCAAUAUGUUUCACACCCAGUCUCAAUCUUGUGGACGUACAGCUGAACGCCUGACCCCUUACAUUCAACGCCACUCAGUUUCCUCAUCUCCAGAUAAUCUCGUGCUAGAUUCACCGGAACUAGCUGCAUCAUCCGAGCCAUUACACUCCACCACGUCCAAUGGUGCUGCUCCAUCUGUACAGCUAGUUGAAGACAUAGUCAUGGAUCUGCGUCCUGUAAUCCAAUAUCGUCGUCAUCAAAAUAGACACACAUUAUCUCCACUACGUCCUUUCCCUGCCCAGCCUGGGCGUAAUUCUACUAUGCCUCUACCUGAUCAGGUUCCAUCGACAUCUUCUUCAUCCGAAGAUCGAUCCAGGAGCUCCAUCCGAGUCAAUCCAAACCCAGGCACUAUCCUUCGUCGUUCAACCAGAUCUAGACGUGGAUCUCAUACUCCACUAGGUUCAUAUGAUGACACCGGGUCACCAAUCAUACCCUUCGAUACUGCAGCAUUUGUUUCAAUAGAUCAGCUGCGUCGGAGCAUUGAUGCAUCAGUAGAUGUGGGUCAUUCAACCAGCAUCCUUCGCAUUGAAGCGGAAUCUAUUAUCCAUGCUGCGAAUGGACUUGUUGGCUGGCUUGGGCACCAGCGCCUUCACAUGGACAACUCCCAUCCAUACAAGGCACCAAAUAACGCUAUAAGCUUUGUCGUUAGUCCAGAUGCCCCCGAGGAUCGCCUAAACAUCUUUUCCAAAAUAUGGCAGGUGCAGGCUGGACAUCCAGAUGCUACCGACAGCAUCGGAGAUGGCGUAUUGCGCCAAGUUAUUGAGAGUGCCCUCACUAAGUGCAUAUCAUGGAAGCCCAGCUGCACUUCCGCAGACAGUGGUGAUGGAGGGGAAGAUGGUGAUGGUGAUACUUGUGAGACGCUUGAUGAUGGAUAUGUCACCCUGAAGAUUUCAAGUUUUCCUUCUGACGAGAAGCUUGAUAUUGUGUUUGCUCUGGGACGACUUGCAGCGAUCUAUAUGAUCAAAGUUGGCAAUGGGCCUGAUCCGAUCUCACCAGCUCUUCUGGAGUGCAUUAUCAAUGGUGUUGAUGUCAUUAUAAACCUUCCCUGGCUUUGUCAAUUUCAUCCAUCUCUGAUGCAGACACUUGUACUUUUUCCAAUAGAGCACGGUGGAGAAAUGCCAAGUGAUGUGCAGGAUUGUCUUAGACUAGUGCGUAUCUUUCAAACACAUAUGGGUUCCACGUACGGCGAGAUUGUCCAAGCCUCGAAAGAUCAAUGGCCGCAAAUCAAACGUGAUUUCUUCAGCAGCGCACUACUGGGACAUCCUGCAGCGAAGAUAAUCAACUCUAAGGAAUUCCAUGCAUUCAAAGAUGGUUUUGAUAUGUUUCUGACAACAUCAUUGGGAUCUCUGUGUCAUUCAUUGGCGCCAGUAUCAAAGAAGAUAUUUCAAGAUAUAUUCAACCGGCGUGUGACGGUGGAUGCACUAAUCCCACUAUUACGAUUUGAAAUAGAUGGUGAUGCAGUUUUCCGCGCACACAUGUCUCCGAUGGUCCAGUCUUUCCAAGAUGCAUUCUAUCGCUAUCUUAGGGGCAGUGGACAUUCUAAUGACCCUUUAUUUUCUGCUUUCACUGUUCGGGAAGGUGCCACCACUGAUCCUAAUUAUCGUGCUCGCCGCUUUGUCAAAGUAUUGAGUGGGAUUCACCUUCUGCCACCCACUACACUCCGAGUAUUCAAGAUCAACCUCGUACAACACAUUCCAGAUAGUGUUACGUUUAAUGGUCAAUAUAAUAUAGGUUAUCUUUUUGUGUAUAGUGAUGUGCACGGCCCGGCUUGA